AUGCGCGCUCCUCCCGAGCGGCGCUCGCACCGCUUCCCGCUGUGCUCGGCGCCCCCCGGGCCGGAGCGAGGCUGCGCGGCGGCCAUUGGCUGCGGGCGGCUCCUCCCCGCGCCUCGGGCAGCUCGGGCAGCUCGGGGCCCCGGGAGCGCCUGGCACCGCGCUGACCGUCCGCCCGUGGAGCCGGCAGCGGAGGACGAGCGGCGGCACGACGAGGACCGGCACGACGACGACGACGACGACGACGAGGACGAGGACGAGCGGAGCCUGCGGACGGCCCUCAAGAAGCUGCGGCUGGACGCGGCGCGUGCCGGUGCCGGUGCCGGGCAGACGCGGCAGCGCAGCGCAGCGCAGCGCUUCGGCGCUCCUUUCGUGCCGUCUCCCGGCCAACCUCCGCAGCGGCAGCACGAAGCCGCGGGGCGAUCUGCCCAAAGCGGCGGCUCCGCGCACUGCUGCGGUGCGGUCACCCCGCGGGGCACCGAGCGGCUCCUUCCCGCGCUGCCCUGCCGUGCCUGCAGGCCCCGAGCGUUGCUGUUCUCCGCCUCAGGGGCUCCCGAGCUCAUGCAGCCUGCCGUGCUGCUACGGGGCACUCCCGGGCGCAGUGGCGAGCUUUGGCACCGCUCGUUCGUGCUGCCUCAGGAACGGAUCCUGCUGCUCAGCAACACCUCUUUGGCGAAAAAAUACCCGCUGAGAGAGGAGCGAGGAAUCACGCUUACGAAACAGUUGGCUUUUAUUGGGUCGCCCACCACAGGCUGGGUGCAGCUCCGCCUCAGUCCCGCUGACGUUCCUUUCACGUGUCCUUGGCUUGCAAACAGGCGGCACGAGGACGAGGAGGAGCAGCAGCAGCAGCAGCAGGACGACGACGAGGACGAGGACGACGACGACGAGGACGAGGAGGAGCGCAGCCUGCGGACGGCCCUCCAGGAGCUGCGGGUGGACGCGGCGCGGUGUGAGAGGACUGCAGGAGGACCGGCCGGUCUCUCACGGCACGGACGUUCCAGGUCUCCUGUCCUGUAUCCUCCCACGUUUACGCACUGCGGCACAAAACACAAAACCCGGUCACACACACCAAAGACUCACGUCCGUUCCAGUGUUUGUGCUACAGCAGAACACGGCACAGAGGACAGACACAGUCCUCACUUUGAGGCCAGCCAUGGCAGAAGAGCCACAGCUGAACCUCUGCUGAACCACCGCUGCGGGGCCUGUGGGGAAGUCACGGGAGAACUGCCUCGCUCUGCCCUCAUCGUCUCACUCUGACUCACACAACAGCCAAACCUCACUUUUCCUUUCCUUAUCCACGCUUCACAGAUCCAUCUGUGAAACAGCCCUGUGCAGCCCUCCCGCAUCCCGUUCUGUGGAGGCUCACGCUUAUGUCAGUGACGUGACUGUGGAAGACCUGGCAGGGUACCUGGAACACCAUCUGCAUAUACCAAAGAAAAUGUCUGCCAUGGCAGAAAUGAUGUAUUCAUAACCAAACAGCAAAAACAGUCACAGUCCUAAGCGUUAUCAGAAAUUUAAAUGGCUCGUUUGUGCCAUAUUUGUAAUGUUCUGUUUCAUGUACAGUUUAGUUUUGUAAUUAAGAGAAAAACUGUACAUCGUUGCAUAGACUCCUGUGGCUGAAAUGAUGUAUACUUAACUGAAAGCCAUAUUCAGUCACAUAGUAGUACAGUUUAUUUUUGUAACUCGAAUAAAAACUGUAUAUAGUCUCAUA
Messenger RNA from Gallus gallus (chicken), 1708 nucleotides. Its product is annotated as nucleoplasmin-like protein ANO39. The record is from RefSeq and is a predicted model, not a curated record. The coding region runs from base 1 to 1254 and encodes 417 amino acids. The transcript has 4 exons. Lineage: Eukaryota; Metazoa; Chordata; Aves; Galliformes; Phasianidae.